GAUGUUACUAAAGUUGGUUUAGAAGGCAUUUGGUUUGUGUUGGUUGGUGUUUUGUGAAGGGUUGGUUGUGUCAGAAGUGUUAGGAUGUUAGUAAACGUAAUUUAGAGGGUCUUAGUACUGUGGCUGGUUGUUAAGUGUGUGAUGGUGAGGUUUGGUUGUGUCAAAAGUUUUAGGAUAUUACUAAUUUUGGUUUAGCUGGUGUUGGUUCUAGGAGCAAGGUGUUAGCAAGUGUUUGAUAGAGGUUUGGUGGAGGUUUUUUGUGUCAGUAGUAAAAGUUGCUUUGCUACAUUGCAAGUUGGUUUAGAAGGUGUAUGGUUUGUGUUGCUGGUGUUUGGUGGAGGUUUGGAUGUGUCAAAAGUGUUAGUAUAUUACUAUUAGGUUGGUUCAGAAGGUUGCGAUGCUUGUUUUAGGUGUUGGGAUGUGUGCUAGUUGGUGUUUUGGGAAGGUUUGGGUGUGUCAGAAGUGUUAGAAUGUUAGUAAAGGUGAUUUAGAGGGUCUUAGUAUUAGUGCUGGUUGUUGGAUGUGUUAGUUGGUGUUUUGUGGAGGUUUGUUCAUGUCAGAAGUGUUAGGAUAUUCCUAAAGUAGGUUCAGAGGCUGUUGAGGUUGGUUUUAGGUGUCAGGAUGUGUGUUAGUUGGUGUUUUGUGAAGGUUUGGUUGUGUUAGAAUAUUACUAAAGUUGCUUCAGAAGACGUUUGGUUAGUAGGUGUUUGGUGGAGGUUGGUUUCUGUCAGAAGUGUUAGGAUAUUACUAAAUGUGGUGUAGCUGGUGUUGGUUCCAGGGGCAAGGUGUUAGCUGGUGUUUGAUAGAGGUUUGGUGGAGUUUUUUGUCAGAAAUAGUAAAAGUUGCUUUGCUACAUUGCUAAAGUUGGUUUAGAAGGCGUUUGGUUUAUACUGUUGGUAUUUUGUGGAGGUUUGGCUGUGUCAGAAGUGUUAGGAUAUUAAUAACGGUAAUUUAGAUGGUUUUGGUACUGGUGCUGGUUGUUGAGUGUGUGUUAGUAAGUGUUUUGUGGAGGUUUGGUUGUGUCAAAGGUGUUAGGAUAUUAAUAUUAAGUUGAUUACGAAGGUGUUUGGUUUGUGUUAGUAGGUGUUUGGUGGAGGUUUGAUUGUGUCAAGAAGUGUUCAGAUAUUGUUCAUGUUUGUGUUUUGUGUUUUGAAGGUUUGUUCAGUGUCAGAAGUGUAAGGACAUUCCUAAAGUUGGUUCAGAUGGUUUUGGUGUUGAAUUUAGGUGUUUGAUAGAGGUUUUGGCAGUGUCAAAAGUUUUAGGACAUUUCUAAAGUCGAUUCAGUUCAAGUUUUGCUGUUGUGUUUAGGUGUUGGAGGAUGUGUUAGUUGGUGUUAGGUGGAGUUGUUUGCAGUGUCAGAAGUCUUAGGACAUAGCUAAAAUUGGUUCAGUAGGUGUUACGUGUUGGUUUUAGGCAUUAGGCUGUGGUAAUAAGUGUUUGGUGGAAGUAAGGUCUUGUCAGAAAUGUUAGGACAUGUCUGAAGUUGGUUCCGAAGGUGUUUGUGUUGGUUAAAGAGUCCUUAGUUGUUGUGGCUUGUGUUAGUAGGUGUUUUGUGGAGGCUUGGUCGUGUGAUACUGGUCCUGGUUGUUGGAUAUGUGUUAGUCGGUGUUUGGUGGAGUAUUGAUUGUGUCAGAAGUGUUAGUAUAUUACUAAAGUUGGUUUAGAAGGCGUUUGGUUUAUACUGUUGGUGUUUUGUGGAGGUUUGUCUGUGUCAGAAGUGUUAGUAUAUUACUAAAGUUGGUUUAGAAGGCUUUUGGUGGAGAUUUGUUUGUGUCGGAAGUGUUAGGACACUCCUAAAGUUGGUUUAGAGGGUCUUUGUGCUGUGUGUGUUAGCAGUGUAAAUCACUUCCUCAGUGGUGUCAGGUUACACAACUCCUCAGCCACAGCAUGGCUACAGGAUCGAGCUUGGACAUUUACAUGAAGUCCUCGGACUUGAUCAGGAAGAAGCGGCUGGACUAUGGAGGCUUUGGAGAGGUUUACCUGUGCUACCACAAAACCCUGGGCCAGGUGGUGCAGAAGACCGUGUACACGGGACCACCUCGAAAUGAGCAGAAGCCGUCUCUGCUGGAAGAGGGCAGUCUGAUGAGCCGGCUGAACCACGAGCGCGUGGUGAAGCUGCUGGGGGUGAUUCUGGAGGAUGGAGAUUACUCUCUGGUGAUGGAGCUGAUUCCUCGAGGCAAUCUGCUGGCCAUGCUGGAGAGGGUCAGUGUUCCCAUAUCCAUCAAAGGAAGGAUCAUUCUGGAGAUCUUGGAGGGAAUGGUUUAUCUAACCAACAACCAAGUCAUUCACAAGGAUCUGAAGCCGGAGAACAUCUUAGUGGACGAGCAUUUCCACGUGAAGAUUGCAGAUCUUGGUCUGGCCACUCAUCAGACGUGGAGUAAGCUGACCCGGGACGAGUCCCGCAGACAGAGCCGGCUGGGUGUGAACAGGAAGUCGUCGGUGCGAGCAGCCGGGACGCUGUGCUACAUGGCUCCCGAACACCUGGAGAGCGUUCACACUCGCUCUAGUGAAAAAUCUGACGUCUACAGCUUCGCCAUCGUCGUCUGGGUCGUCCUCACCAGCCAGGAACCGUACGAGAAUGCAAGAAGUGAAGAUCAGAUCUGUCAGUGUGUGCGUCAGGGAGACCGCCCCGAUGAGCAGCUCAUUCCAGAUGAUGCACCGCCAGAGAUCACCCGCCUCAUGAAAGCCUGCUGGGACCAGGACCCUCAGAAACGACCCACCUUUAAAGAAAGCUAUAAUUCAUUCUUGCCAGUCUACAGGGAGAAGCUGGAGACGGAUGUGGAGAAGGAUCUGCAUGGUCUAAUGGAUUUAUAUGAAGGACCUUCAGAUCUGGUAGAGAAGAUGAAGGCCUUGUCAACGGAGCUGCCGCCGGCUAAUGCAGGACUGGAGCCCCCAUCCUAUCCGCAGAGCACCAGAGACUCUCCCACCCCCCUGCGGAGUUCAGAUCUGGGGCCGGUGGAGGCCAGCAUCGAGGACCUCAGCCUGUUUUCAGCAGAGAGCCUUCAGGUGGACGCAGCUCCGUGCAGCCCGCCCAACCUGGACCAGAAACUAGCCCAGGAGUUCAACUACCACAAGUGGGGCAGCUACACCCGAACGGAGCCGCCCGACCUCAGCCCCUACAGCUACUCCACUCAGUCCUCGCAGGCCGUGGCCAAUCACAGGCAGGCUGGAGAUCUUCCCCAGCAGGUGUCCUCGGUCCAGUCUUGGACCAAACCCAGCCCUCAGCCGAGCGCUCCGGAGGAAGCCUGGAUGCAGCCGUCAGUUCCGGGUCCUUUUGAGGGUCAGCACAGACCUCAUUACGAGAAUCAGAUGUCCGGCCCGUAUCCACAUCAUUACGACCCCUACCAGCGCCAGCACCCGCAGUUCAACCGCCUGCAGUCCUGGCCCGGGGUGGCACCGCACCCGAUGUCCGAAUCUACCCCUAAGGAAUCAUGCGCUGGUCUGCGUGUUAGCUCACCUGUAAUAUGCCCACAGCCAGAAACAGGGCCAUCACUGUACAUCACUCAAGCCAGCGGGAUCCAAAUCGGGAACAACAACACGAUGAACUUCCGUAAUCCUGAAAGCUCUCUCAACUCCAUGGCCAGUUCAUCCCCCGUCAACAAGUGUAAAGAGCUGCUGCAGAAGUAUGAGGACCACACUGUCACUAAGGAUCAACUGGAUCUGGUUCAGGAGAACGUGGGUUUGAAGUGGAAGGCCUGUGCCAGGAGACUGGACCUGACGCAGAUGGAGAUUGACGAAAUCGAGCACGAUUACGACCGCGACGGCCUGAGCGAGAAGGUCCAUCAGAUGCUGGAGCGCUGGAAGAUGAAGGAGGGGUUUAGCGGCUGCACCGUGGGGAAACUGUGCCGAGCCCUGGAGAAAUGUGGCAAAGGUGACGUGAUCCUUAAGUUGCUGCUCAAAUCUCAGGAUAACACCGUUCUUUAAAACUCUACCAGCAGGAAAUGUGGUUCAUUAGUGCCUUAGGAUGGAGAUGUGGUCAUUAGUUGUUGUUUUUUUUUUUUAAGAAAUAUCGGGGGUCUUUUGUUUCUGGCUUGUGUUGAUCUGUUUUAUGUACACUUAUUACACAGAUGUCCUACUCAUUUGGUAAGACCCUUGUCUAAGACCAAGCCUUCAUUGAGUUUAAACAUGGCGUAAAAAAGGACCAGAAGCAAAGAAGAAGAAUCAGUUUGUCUAGUAAAUCCAUGUAUUUUAAUACCAAAGCUUUUACAUUGCCAUCAAAUCACAGUACCGGGGACUUCCAGUGGUCCAGCAGACUAAGUGCUUCAGCAUCAGCAGCCGGAGUCCGAGAGAGCCAAAUUGGCCAUGCUUCCUUUGAAUGGUAGAUGGUAGAUGGUCCUCUCUUCUCAUAUAAUUUCUUUAAUAAUGUUGAUCAGAUCAGAACUGGGAUGCUGCACGUUCCUCCAAGCCACUGUUGGCUACCCAAUGAUGCGGAUGGAAAAGAGGCGGAGUCUCUGAGACUUCACAAUGUAUCACAAUGUAGGAGGUGUGCGCUGGUGCUCUUUUCCCUUUUAGUGUUGGGGUCAUUACUAGUGAUGGGGGGAGUUCAUAUGAAUAUGGAUUGGGUAUUAGUUUUUCCUGUACAGCACAUCUAACUACACCUUUACACCUAACAUUAGCUGGCUGGCUAACAGCUAACUAGAUCACAUUGGCUAUAUUAUGCUAGCAUCAGACUUACCAAAAAAAAAACUGUGAUCAACACAACUUUUAGUUGACUGAUGAUUUAACUGUGACUCAGCUACUCCAUGUAAUAAUACAGACAACUGGUCUGUUCCAGUCAAUGCUGUCAAUCACUCCAUUCUUAAGUGUAGCUCCGCCUUCUUCCAGUAAAGCAGAAUAAGGUUUCUACCAGAAAAAAAUAUAUACAGCUCUGGAAACAAUUAAGAGACCACUUCAGUUUCUGAAUCAGUUUCUCAGAUUUUGCUAUUUAUAGGUACAUGUUUUACUAAAAAUGAACAUUGAAGAAAAAAAAAAAUAUAUAUAUAGAUACAUACACACAUACAUACAUUUUGGUCAAUAUUUGGUGGAAUAACCCUGGAUUUUAAUCACAGUUUUCAUGCAUCUUGGCAUCAUGUUCUCCUCCACCAGUCUUACACACUGCUUUUGGAUAACUUUAUGCCUUUACUCCUGGUGCGGAAAUUCAAGCAGUUCAGUUUGGUUUGAUGGCUUGUGAUCAUCCAUCUUCCUCUUGAUUAUAUUCCAGAGGUUUUCAAUUUGGUAAAAUCAAAGAAACUCAUCAUUUUUAAGAGCUCUCUUUUUUUCAGAGCUGUAUGUCAAUAUUAGCACAGGGUAAACAGUGUGGACAGACAGUAUAUACAAGACAGUGAGAUGGUGAAUGGGCGGGCGGGGCUGUUUUAUCAUUCCUGUAUUCAGUCAGUGGUAACAGUCAAUGAUUGGCAAAAAGCUGCAUUUAUGACAACUGACAUUUGUUUAAUAAAUGUUUAUAUAGGUUUGGUAAGUUGUUAUGACAGACAUAUAAAAGUGCCAUAUAGCUUAAACCUCUUAAAUCUCUUUCAGGAUGAUUUCGGGACGGUAAAUUAGCAUGCCUUAAAUUUGGUUAUAAAAGCCCAUAUCUGAUUGUUUAACCGGAACGCAGUAAACGCAGUGUGAUGUCAUGCCCAACUGCAACUUCCAAGGUAUACACUGCAGCUCCAACACAACAGUAUUUUGGGGGUUUUUUUGGGACGGGUUCUGGGUCCAGUGUGAAAAUGUUAGUCUGGAGCCCUGCUUGUGAACUGUUAUGUUUAUUUUUUAUAUUUGUUAUUUUUUCAGCAUUUUUAAGAGAGUGAACAGAGUGAUAAAGCGAGAAAUCUCAAAUUGUGAAUGUACACUGGACAUUUAACAAUCAAAUCACAUUAUACGUAAUGUUGCUGUUCUAUACAGUUUCACUGUAGAGAAACUACAGUGCAAGCCCGCCACAAACAGAGUAUUUUUGGUUUAAAGUGUGCUUUUGCAUACCUCAGUUGACUCUGUUUGUGGCGUGCUUGCAGAAAUGGCUUCUUUCGCACCACUCUCCCAUACAGCUUCUCCUUGUGCAAAGUGCGCUGUAUUGUUGACCGAUGCACAGUGACACCAUCUGCAGCAAGAUGAUGCUGCAGCUCUUUGGAGGUGGUCUGUGGAUUGUCCUUGACUGUUCUCACCAUUCUUCUUCUCUGCCUUUCUGAUAUUUUUCUUGGCCUGCCACUUCUGGGCUUAACAAGAACUGUCCCUGUGCUCUUCCAUUUCCUUACUAUGUUCCUCACAGUGGAAACUGACAGGUUAAAUCUCUGAGACAACUUUUUGUAUCCUUCCCCUGAACAACUAUGUUGAACAGUCGUUGUUUUUAGAUCAUUUGAGAGUUGUUUUGAUGAGCCCAUGACGCCACUCUUCAGAGGAGAUUCAAAUAGGAGAACAACUUGCAAUUGGCCGCCUUAAAUACUUUUUCUCAUGAUUGGAUACACCUGGCUAUGAGGUUCAAAGCUCAAUGAGGUUACCAAAACAAUUUUGUGCUUCAGUAAGUCAGUAAAAAGUAGUUAGGAGUAUUCAAAUCAAUAAAAUGAUAAGGGUGCCCAUACUUUUGCACCGGUCAAAGUUUUGUUUAAUGCAUAUUGCACAUUUACUGUUAGUACAAUAAACCUCAUUUAUUCACAUUAUGAUUGUUAAAGAUCAAAGGACUUUACAUGACAGUGAUGUAUUGUUUAAGUGAUGUGGAAAUACUGACCCACACUUUCAGAAACUGUGAUUAAUAAAAAGAAAAAGGCAGUGGAGUAUCCAGGUUCAUCUGUAUCUGUUAAGUGACAGAGACCGAGAUGGCAUGGACUCCACUGGAGCUCCAUCUGUCCAAAAAUGGGAGGAGUAGUUUGGGAGGGGCACUGGGUGAUGUAUGGGUUUAGAAGUGGGGCAGGAGGGAUUGGCUGAGCUGCAGCAGCAGCAGUUGGCCUCUGAUAGCGGUGAGACGCAGAUGAUUGGACGUCAGCAGGGGGGCGGUACUAUUGAUAUUAUUGAUUGACUGAUUUGCAUAUUGUAGUUUGUUUGCGUACCAAACUACACAAACACAUCCAUCACGCCUAUAGCACAGUUGAACCUGAGAGGUCGUUGCAGAGGCAGAAAUGACCAAAAAAAGAGUUUUUAAUUUUUUUUUAAAGCACUGGUAUGUUUCGUUACUUCUAAGGAACACAUUUCAGCUAUUAAUGAAAAAAAUAUAUGUUUUUGUUUUUUUAACAUUUAAAAUAAAUGUAUCUUUUUAAAUCAGAGGGUCAGAUUCAAUUCAGCAACAUCACAAUUGCUAUUGGCUAAUUUUAAAUAAAAUUAGCAUUAAUCUACAGUUCUCAAAUUGAUGCAUGCCUAGCAAUUGUUAUGUUUUUGGUUUUAAUUUGUCGUUGGAUAAUUUACCUCAUAUUUUGCUUUUUUUUAAUAUAAAUUUAGAUGUUUUAUUCACCUUUUCUUCUUUUUUCCCCCUCUUCUUCUUUUUUUUUUUUUGAUUUGUGAAUGUAUUAAAAAUAUGAAAACGGAA
Astyanax mexicanus (Mexican tetra) is the source of this 7489-nucleotide messenger RNA. It is a transcript of the gene ripk1l, whose product is annotated as receptor (TNFRSF)-interacting serine-threonine kinase 1, like. The record is from RefSeq and is a predicted model, not a curated record. Bases 1888 to 3924 code for a protein of 678 amino acids. The transcript is spliced from 12 exons. Gene Ontology annotation, molecular function: JUN kinase kinase kinase activity; protein binding; ATP binding. Gene Ontology annotation, biological process: signal transduction; protein phosphorylation. Lineage: Eukaryota; Metazoa; Chordata; Actinopteri; Characiformes; Acestrorhamphidae.